AUGCACGCCGCCGGUUUGGGCAAACAAUCAUUGUUGAUACCCAAGCAGCCGCUGUUGCUGCUGCACGGUCUGUUUGGAUUCAGGGAACUGGGACCCUUUGUGUACUUUCAUGGUAUAACAGAGCCGCUCAAAUCACUUGGCGCCAAGGUGGUCGCGACGCGCGUGCAUCCUACAGACUCUAUAGCCAACAGAGCAGCUCAGUUGCAGACGCAGUUGAGUCAAGUGCUCAAACAGUACAAUACGGACAAGGUGCAUGUCAUUGCACACAGCAUGGGAGGAUUGGACGCUCGAUACCUAAUCAACAAGCUUGAUUGGGAGCGAAACAUUAUGUCAUUGACUACACUCGCAACACCACACAGAGGCAGUUACAUUGCCGACUGGUCUGUGCUCAACAUCAAACAGAAGCUGAAGAUUGAGAGUCUGUUCAAGGUGCUGGACAUACCUCUGUUGGCAAUCGACCAGCUGACACCACAGUACAUCAAUGAAUGCUUUAACCCUGAGAUCACCGACGUGCCCGACGUCCAAUACAAGAGCUAUGGAGCAUGGAAGCAGUUUGAAAGCAAGUUCUCCUAUCUCUACUACUUUGGACAACUGCUUGCCGAGCGUGAGGGUCGCAAUGAUGGACUGGUCAGCAUGGAUUCGGCGCGAUGGGGACAGAGCUUCAACGAGAUACCCAACUGCGAUCACAUCAAUAUCAUCAAUUGGAGCGAGAGCAAGUUUGACAUCAUGCCCACCUACCAGAAGAUACUUAGUGAUCUCUAUCAUCUGGAGCAACAAAGAGAACUAAAAUGGAGUAUUCGUUGA
Messenger RNA from Acytostelium subglobosum LB1, 804 nucleotides. RefSeq lists its product as hypothetical. The coding region runs from base 1 to 804 and encodes 267 amino acids. The record is from RefSeq and is a predicted model, not a curated record. NCBI's taxonomy places the organism in Eukaryota, Evosea, Eumycetozoa, Acytosteliales, Acytosteliaceae. The transcript has 2 exons.